Messenger RNA from Musa acuminata subsp. malaccensis (wild Malaysian banana), 672 nucleotides. Its product is annotated as formin-like protein 8. The record is from RefSeq and is a predicted model, not a curated record. NCBI's taxonomy places the organism in Eukaryota, Viridiplantae, Streptophyta, Magnoliopsida, Zingiberales, Musaceae.
GAGGCAGAGUCGUCCACAUGCAAUUGCCGUUUGCCGACGCAAGCAUCACAGUCCCAUCAGAUAUAAAAGUAAUGGCCAUGGAGAAGACCCUUUCCUCGCAAGAUUCAACAAACAGAAGAAGAGCGAGGAGACGGCCAACUGUGGACUCGUCCGAGGAGAAGAUGCUACUCACCGUCGUGGUGGUUCUGCUGCUGACCGAGUGCGUGGCUGCGAGCGAUGGCGAUGGAGUUGCGGUGACACGACCGGAACGGGAGCUGGAUAUGAUGUGUCCCUGCUAUCCGUGCGGGCAACCAUGCAGCAUUCCGAGCCCCCCGCCGCCGCCACCGCCUCCGCCACCGGCCUGCCCGCCGCCGCCGCUGCCACCAUCGCCGCCAUGCUACUCAUGUAACCAGCCGCCAACGCCACCGUGCUACUCGUGUUACACGCCGGGGAACGUGUACCCGGUGGAUCCAGAAUACCUUCUUUCGGGGGCUUGGCGGACUCAUCACGGAUGGUGGACGGGGAUGAUAUCCUGUGGAUUACUAGCGAUGUUGUUUUAGAGCGACGAUGAUACGUAUGUAUCAUCCAUCGCAGAUCUGUCCGUUUCCUUCUCUCCUCUCUGUCUCUCUGAAUUGCAGAAUUGUACCCUUCAAUUCGAAGAAAUCCUGCUUCCACAUGUUCAUUGAUUCGCGA